This is a messenger RNA of Cordyceps fumosorosea ARSEF 2679, 3363 nucleotides long. Its product is annotated as WD40 repeat-like-containing domain protein. NCBI's taxonomy places the organism in Eukaryota, Fungi, Ascomycota, Sordariomycetes, Hypocreales, Cordycipitaceae. The coding region runs from base 1 to 3363 and encodes 1120 amino acids. The transcript is spliced from 4 exons. The record is from RefSeq and is a predicted model, not a curated record. Gene Ontology annotation, molecular function: protein binding.
AUGAGCCAACCAACAACCGGCGUCGAUACCGAAGGCUUCUACGACUCCGACGACUUCGACAUCGACGACAUUUCCGACCAUCUCUACGAGUGGGCAAUAAAUACCAGAGAAUUCAAAGCCUUCACAAACUGGGAUGAUAAGGGCAAGACGCGUCUACUCAGCAUCGAUGGACCCCUCGGAUACCGUGAAACGAUGCGUGAAUGGGCCGCCGGCUGUCUGAUGGCAGCAAGCACGGGCAAAACGGCGAGACCUGUGUAUGUCGCUAGUUACUUCGACGAUUACACCGCAAAAAAUGCAGUGAACAUUGCACCGCUCGUCAAGGGGUUGAUCGAGAGCAUUGUUCAAGAACAGCCCGAUCUCCAAGACCACUGGGGUCACAAGAACGACGAGAAACGCCCUCAGGAUGUUGAUUCUUUAUCGCAAAUACUACACAACAUGACCCAAGACCAGCGCUUUGUCUCUACCUACUUUAUAGUUAACGAUGUUGAAGCAAUUAUAGCACAUCGUGAUUCUGGACUACUGUUUGAACCGGGCAUAGACCCUCUCAAACCUCUCGUCAGGACUCGAAAGCUAACUGAGCUCCAACGCCUCAUCAACAAAUCCUUGAAAAACUCGCAGAAUGUGAAGUGGCUACUCUCAUCAUGCUUCAUGCCGAGGGAAAUGACCAGGGAAAUCGAGCUACACAUCCUAAAAGAUGGCCAACAACAUUUGAAACUUGAUCUACCCAACGAUCCGAAUGGGCAGUGGUCAGGCCUCACACGCAAGUACGGGUCCCUCAAGAUCAGGGAAUCGUGCGAAAGGCUACAAUACAACCUCAGUGUUUCCGAACAAGAAGAACUGGAAAGCCAGCUCGAACUCCCUACAUGCUACUUCCGUGCCAUUGACAUUGCAUUGGCUGUCGCGAGUCACCGCAGUUCAAAAGAACGCUUCGUCUCAUCGCUCAAAUACCUCCUCUCAAGCAAGAGUUCCAUCUAUGGAAUAGUUCAAAAGAGUUUCAGCCUUCUCGGAGAUCUAUACCCCGACGAGAAGGACAUGAUUUUUGCCAUUAUCAACGCCGUGUUUUCCGCUGCGCGGCCGGUCCCUUUGGGUGACCUGGCCGCCAUGACUGCGUGGCCGUAUGAGGAGGCCAUCUUGCCCAGUUAUAUCAAACUACAUUUGCCCGUUUUGUUGCAGAUUCGCGAUGACGGUGUCUGGGUCAAGCACGUCAACAUUCUUGCGCCAGGCUUCGGCAAAUACCUACCUCUCUUCGCGUGCUCUUGCUUAAGCGCCACUUUCAGGCUCCUGAACUGCGACUACAGUGAACCAGGCGACUGGAAAAAGAAUUACAGCAACUACAACCCACGAAUUGGCCUGGCGACGAUUAUUUGGAUAGAUUUUCUGGCUGAACUCAACUGCGGCGAUACGGACUCGUUUUACCUCGCAAAACAGUUACUCACAGGCAGGCACAGUCUAAUUGCCUGGCUCAGGGAGUUGAACAACAGAGCAUUGAUGGCAGACGCGUUCCGAGCGAUAACCCAAUUCAAUAACAAGAUGGAUGGUCAAGUCCCAGAUAAAUCCGUUGGCGACAUCAUGAAGGAGCUCGCAACUUUCACGUCCUGGUUCUUACACAGAUCACCCUCAGAAGAGUUUCAAAAUAAUCUACGAGAGGAGCUGCUGGUCGCGGAGGACCUGCCUUUGCUGAGACAAAUGCUACUCCCAGGCAUGUUCCCAAUGCUCCGGAAUGCUCCAUUGAUCCAGGGAACUUCGGACCCGUGCCUACACUUGCUCAUCCGUACCUCCUCGGUUCAGGGUAUCUGCUUCUCUCCCGACGGUGGAACCUUUGCAACCGCUUCAGAUGAUGGCUACGUGCGCGUCUGGAAUACCAGAACGGGCAAUAUGCUCUAUCUGCUCCAAGCUUUCCAUGGCCCUGCUCUUGGUGUUGUCAUUCAUGGUGUUCUCGCCGCGUUCGACCGUCGCAGCAUUAAGCACAGCGAGACGAGCAUCACGGAUCUUUCCUUCUCCCACGACGGUAGCUGGAUUGCCGCAGGAUUAACGAACGGUACCAUUGCACUGUGGGUGUGGCCAAUGUCCUCAGGAGGAUGGAAGGACGGAUACAAGGUCGGAGAAGCUCCAUUUAAGCCAGCCUAUCUCCUUGGCAAGCACGACGGUGUUAUUCUGUCCGUCUCAUUCACGUCAGGUGGGGAGAGAAACCUUUUGGCAUCCACCUCUGCUGAUGGAACCAUGCGUAUCUGGGAUAUGCAAAAGGUCAGGCGAAUGAUGGCCGCGGGGCAGCCGCCAGACGUUGAGCUCUUUCCCAACGCCGACGCCAAGAUUCGCCUCGUGGCAAUCUCUCAAAACGGGCGAAUGGUUGCGUCGGCAACAUAUGGCGGAGACGUGUCCCUCUGGGACAUUGAGACCGGCUUGCGGAGAUGUUCCGAGAAAAAUGUCAUCGACAAACCGGUUUUCAUGAAAUUCUCACCAAACAACAAGCUACUAGUAGCACGAUCGUCUAACGGCACAGCCAUCGUGUGGGCAGUUGCGGUUGCCAAACACACGAUGACAAUAGAACCGAGAUUCACCCUAAAGCACGACCUUGCCUUGGGGGCAUCAACAGUUCAGGCUCCUGGUGUCCGGUUCGAUCCUCAGGGGAAACUGUUGGCGAUGGGGAGUGAAAACAACAAGGUGCAUGUGUUUGACGUUUCCAAUGCCGAACCCAAAACCGGUUGCGGACAUGUUACCAAGUCGCCGAGCUAUACCUUUGGAGGCGGCAAUGGCCACGUCCGUGGAGUGGCCUUCUCGCCAGACUCCAAACUCCUGGCAUCCUGUGGCCAGGACCGCCAGGGCGACGUCAAAGAAGGCAGCGUCAAGAUUUGGGAACUGGGUUCAAGUUCGCGAGUGUUGCGCUCAAGUACGCGAGUGUUGCGACCUCUUCACAGAUUGACCUCCCAAAAGCAAUUUUGCGCCGAUGAGCCUUGUCCCGAUUAUGUUGACGUCGAAUUCACGGCGACCGGAGACAAGAUAAUCUCUGUCGACGCCGGGGGGCGCGCGGCUAUUUGGACACCACCCAACGAAACUGGUGGGCAGUAUCAGUACCAUGUCGUCAACCGAAUAAUGAGGACAAAACUGAUCCGAUCGAUCCGGAUCGAUCCGAGAUUUCCAAGCUAUCUGCUUACAGAGUAUGGUGCUCAGAAGUGGCAAUUCAGCGGUGAGCAGUCCGGGCGCGAGGAUGCGGCUCUCCUUUCCAAGUGGCUUCCGCUCGACAUCGACAUGGAGCGCGGUCGCAUCUUGUGGAAGGGAGACCGCAUUCGCUGUUCCGUUCUCAUGGUGGGUUCACGAGAACAUGGUCGUGGUAGGAUGGGCAAAUGGACACGUUUCGGUGUUUAA